Camarhynchus parvulus is the source of this 4954-nucleotide messenger RNA. RefSeq names its product adhesion G protein-coupled receptor G2 (gene ADGRG2). Gene Ontology annotation, cellular component: membrane. Gene Ontology annotation, molecular function: G protein-coupled receptor activity. Gene Ontology annotation, biological process: adenylate cyclase-activating G protein-coupled receptor signaling pathway; cell surface receptor signaling pathway. NCBI's taxonomy places the organism in Eukaryota, Metazoa, Chordata, Aves, Passeriformes, Thraupidae. The record is from RefSeq and is a predicted model, not a curated record. Bases 46 to 4008 code for a protein of 1320 amino acids. The transcript has 28 exons.
CGGACGGGACAGCACGGACGGGACGGGCGGUCGCCCGGCGCCAGAAUGGUUGCCUGGGGAAAACAGCACUGCUGUGUUGGCAGAAUACAGGAUAUUUUCUUGAGAUUCAAGAUUGUUCAAGCAGUCCUUUUACUUCAGUUGUUCUUGGCUACAGCAAGCAAAGAUCAGGAGGAUUUCCUAGGGCGAUACAAAGCCGUCUUUAAGACUGCAUGUGAAGAUCCUUGGCGUAUGUCACCAAGAAUUUCUCUGCGUUCCUUGAGAGAAUUCCUUGUCUGUGUGCACCUCAAGCUGUAUUCCUCAAACAAUUCAUGGACAGCAUAUGUAUACACUGAAAAAACUCUUCACACCAAUCUCUCUGCAAAUAAGUUUGAUCUUGGACUUACAGGAGAUCGUGGUAAAUUGAAGAUAUGGUUGUUUGGAAAACAAAUAAGCACAUCAAUAAGACUUCGUAAAAACACUUGGAACCAAAUAUGUAUCCAGUGGAAAAGUGACAAUGAGGAGGUGAAGGUAUUCAUAAAUGGAUCAGAAAAAUUACACAAGAAACUAAAUGGGAAAUUUUCCUUGCCUGCAAAAGGCGAGUUCUUACUUGGCUGUUCAAAGCUGCAAGGUACAGCUACAGCACCUCUCCAGGGUAUGACUGGGGAGCUGUACCUGUUCAGAAUGUGGGACAAGGCAAAUAUAACACAAUCUAAGGACUGCCAGGAUAGUGGUGUUAUACGCUGGAGAAAGGAGGAUUGGAUCUAUAACACGACAGUAGAAGAGGAUAACUCUUUGCAAUGUGUUGAAACUACUGCUACACUGCCUAGCAGAAAAAUAACAGAUUCUGAAGAAUCAGCUGCAACAACAAUUUUUGAUAUGUCUUCAGAGGAGACUACACAAAGUACAGAAGCCCUUACCACGACAGAUUAUUACUCCACCAUCACACCAGCAGGAGAAACCAUUAUAUGCAACAUAACACGUGCCUGUAAUUAUUCAGUAUUCUAUGUGGGCAAGGUAAAACUUCGGGCAAGUGAAGAAAGUAAUGCAUCACUAAAUGUAGAAAUAAUUAAUAACAUAACCACCCACAAUCAAGUCAAAAAAUUAAUUGAAAUUCCAGCACAUACCCCACAAGAACUGAGCAUUUCAGAGUUCAACAAAACCUUGCAAGCAGUAAGUGAGUCCUCUGUUAUGGAAUGCAGUGCAGAAAACCAGAGUACACACUGCAAUUUCAUAAUGAAGCUGGCUGAGAGAGAGAAUAUAAGCAGUUUAACACAAAAGGCAAAAAUAAGUCAACUUGAUCAGUGCUGCUGUUCAUCGCUGAAGUACUGUUCCUUGACUGCUGAAGAAUUACGAAUGUAUACUAUACAAGUGCCACCUCAUUUUAUAUGGGUUCCUUCCCCUCAUUCUCCUUCUCUCCCUAAAAAGACUUUCCUCAAAUCUUUUAUUCCCCCCACUAUGCUUUCUGCUAAACAAAGCUCCACAAUUAGACCACUGAUCCCACCAUACACAGAAAUUUAUUUUUCUGGAACUCUUUCCACAUCUCCCCUUACAAGCCCUCUCUCUGAAAACUCUAUGCCUUCCACCAGUGUUACCACUACACGCUCCUCUUCCGAGUCUCUUGCUCAACCUACCAUGCCAACUUUUUCUUCCAUAACUUCCAACAAAUCCAUCACUGUUCCCAUACCUGCAACAAAAUCUGUCACUAAUACUGCUUUCUCAAUUAAAUCUGAUGCUGCACUCCUAAACAAGACUGUUACAAUACUUUCUCCUUCUGUAGCUUACACUAAACAUUCUUCACUUUCUUCUUCUGAGCCUCACAAACUUGCAAUUUUAAAUCGCCCCUUUGAGGCAAUCACCGAUUCUGUUGCACAAAUUCCCCCUGCUUCAAACCAACCUAUAUCUGCUCACAGAAAUGUCAGUACAGUACCUAUCGUUCCCCUUACUCCUUUCACAAUAUCUUUGACCCCUACUGCUAGUCCUGUCAACCGUUCCGUCUCAGCUUCUCGUCCUCAUUCUACUGCUGAUGGCCAUGGGACCCCAGGAAAAACCCUUUCUGCUACCACAAAUAUAACUUCUCUGCACACCACCAUUAGUAUCGCCACAGCUGAGCAAAUUGUGUCCAAAAUAGAAAAUGAUUUAGCAGCUGGAAAAAUAGAGCCAAAAGAUGUAGAAAGGAUGGUUAGUGAGGUGAGCACUAUCCUCACUGCUUCUCAGCCACUACCACCACGAAUUUCUAACAGAAUUAUAAAGCUGGUGGACUAUAUUGGCUUAAAACUAAACUUAUCAGCAUCAUCUGCUGAAUUUGUCUCCCCUUCCUUGGCUCUGGCAGUUGUCCAAACCAACAGAAUCCGCUCCAACCAAAUGUCUUUUACUGUCCAGGACUCAGCUGAUCUCCAGAUCUCUCUAGGAGUUCAGCCAAUUCAGAAUUUAAAUAAUCUUGGAUCAAUUACACUUCCUCCAACGUUGCUGAAAAAUUUACGCACUGAAGAGUUGGACUUGGCUUCUAGAAUUAUAUUCAACUUCUUUAAAAAGGCCACUGUGUUCCAGGAUCUGUCCUUGAAGAAUGCAUCUUUAAUCAGCAGUGUUAUAUCAUCAAGCGUUGCUAACCUCACAAUUAGUAAUUUAACGGCAAAUGUUACUGUCAUUUUGCAGAACAUCAAGCCUAAUCAGGAUAAUUCAACAGUUAGAUGUGUUUUUUGGGACUUCAAUAAAAAUGGUGGGCAUGGAGGCUGGUCAUACGAAGGUUGCACAGUCAAAGAAAGUAGAGUAAAUGAAACAGUCUGCUCAUGCAACCAUCUCACAAGUUUUGCAGUUUUGAUGGACUUGUAUGGAAAUACUCCUCUGAAUCCCACACAAGAAUUGGUACUGACUUUUAUAUCAUAUAUAGGCUGUGGCCUCUCUGCAAUUUUUCUUUCUGUUACUCUUGUGACCUACAUAGCCUUUGAGAAAAUCCGGAGAGACUACCCUUCCAAAAUACUUAUUCAGCUGUGUGCUGCAUUACUUCUACUCAACUUAGUUUUUCUCCUUGACUCAUGGAUUGCACUGUAUGAUACACAAGGCCUAUGCAUUGCAGUUGCAGUAUUUCUUCACUAUUUCCUCUUGGUUUCCUUUACCUGGAUGGGCCUGGAAGCUUUCCACAUGUAUCUGGCCCUUGUGAAGGUCUUUAACACCUAUGUACGGAAAUACAUUCUUAAAUUUUGUCUUGUUGGUUGGGGGUUACCAGCAAUAGUUGUGUCCAUUGUGUUGGCAGUAUCACCAGAUAAUUAUGGACUUAUAACCACUGGAAAGGUUUCCAUAAAUGGACCUGAUGAAUUCUGCUGGAUCAAAAAUAGAAUUGUCUUCUAUAUUACUGCUGUGGGAUACUUCUGCCUGAUAUUCCUGAUCAAUAUCAGCAUGUUCAUUGUUGUGCUGAUCCAGCUCUGUCGUAUCAAAAAGAAGAAACAACUCGGUGCUCAAAGGAAAACCAGUAUCCAAGACCUUAGGAGUGUUGCUGGCCUCACAUUCUUGUUGGGAAUUACUUGGGGGUUUGCUUUCUUUACAGUAAAUGAGGUAUUUACUUACCUCUUUACUAUUUUCAACACUUUGCAAGGGUUCUUCAUUUUCAUCUUCUAUUGUGUAACAAAGGAGAAUGUCCGUAAACAGUGGAGAAGAUAUCUUUGUUGUGGGAAAUUCAGGCUGGCUGAAAACUCUGACUGGAGUAGAACUGCUACAAAUGGUUUAAAGAAGCAGGCUGUAAAUCAAGGAGUAUCCAGUUCUUCCAACUCCUUACAAUCAAACAGUAACUCCACUAACUCUACAACACUGCUAAUGAAUAACGAUUAUUCAGUCCAUGCAAAUGGCAAUGGCCAUCUUUCCAGUGAGAAGAAUGGUGUUUGUUUCAGUAUACAGAAUGGUGAUGUGUGUCUGCAUGACUUUUCAGGAAAACAACUUGUAUUCCAAGACAAGGAUGAUACUGGCAGCCAAGAGAGCCAAAUCUCACUCAGAAGGACUUCAAAGAGAGGAAGCCUAAGUUCUAUGGAGAAAAUGUGAUUUCCUUUUAAACAGCACAUUGUUUUACAGCGUGAAGUAGAGUUUUACUUUAGCAGUUUUACAUAAUGUGAGCAGACCAAGAACUGGUUUUAUUUAAUAUAUGGUACUGGAACUUCAAGGCAGCCAUGCAAUGGAUUGACAAGGACAAUUAUUAAAAAAAAAAAAAGAAAAGAAAAGGAACCUGUUAUUUUGACAAGGUCUUGGAUGUCAGAUUACAGCUGGCACACUUCAAUUUUUUUUUCUUCAUCAGAGUGGGUUUUUUGAGGGUUUUUUUAACAUUAAACAAAAGUUUUAUUUAGACUUUUUUCAUUACAGUUAAGUUUAUCUGGAUACAAUGCUUAGUAGUACUGUAUAAAUGUAGAAUGUUACAACUUGUGCAUACAAACGAUGUUAACUUUAAAAAUGUUAGCUACACUGUCUUCAACUUUUUGUACGUUUUAGUAGCAAACUCUGCAGUGAUGUACAUAAGCAGAAAAUAUCAACCUUUAAGCAUCUCAAUGAUACUUCUAUAUUUAUUUCUUGUAAUAUAAAUUUAAAUAUACCUAUGUAUAGAAAAAUAAUUGGUAUUUUGUUUGUAACUUUUAUUGUGAGUUUGCAUUUUUCUUUAGUUAAUUAUGUUUAACAUAGAAUGGUACAAAACUUAAUUUGUCCAGUAAGUGGAUCACUUACAGUGGUUUGAAUAUAUUCACUAGAUGCAGAACUGUAAAUAACAAACACAAUCGUCUUGAACCUUUAGCUACCUUUUAGUACACCAUAGAGGGAUAGAAAUUGGGUAUAAUUCAAGUAGAGUGCCAUGAAUGGAAUAUUAAAUAAAGUAGUCAGUAGGUUAUUAAGUACAGCUAAUCUGUGUUGGUGGCUUGAGUGAAGUCAUCAGUUUUUGCCAUUGAUUUCACCAGGGUCAGUAUUUAUAUUGAAUGGUGAGACACUGCUGUUUUUCAUUUGCAAU